This is a messenger RNA of Frankliniella occidentalis (western flower thrips), 539 nucleotides long. RefSeq names its product zinc finger protein 670-like. The record is from RefSeq and is a predicted model, not a curated record. The transcript is spliced from 3 exons. Gene Ontology annotation, cellular component: nucleus. Lineage: Eukaryota; Metazoa; Arthropoda; Insecta; Thysanoptera; Thripidae. The annotation marks the transcript as partial. Gene Ontology annotation, biological process: regulation of transcription by RNA polymerase II. Gene Ontology annotation, molecular function: DNA-binding transcription factor activity, RNA polymerase II-specific; RNA polymerase II cis-regulatory region sequence-specific DNA binding.
AUGUCUUUUUUUUACCAGGCUGGACCACAAAACCCCCGUUCUUCAUGUGCCAGGAUCCUUAGAAACGUGAGGACUCACACAGGUGAGAGACCUUAUCAAUGCCAGACUUGCGGCAGAGGGUUUACGAAGAGUGCUGACCUCCGUAGACUUGACGUGACUCGCACAGGUAAUACACCAUACAGCUGCCGGACUUGUGGGAAGUGGUUCACUCGGAAAACAAAUCUCGAUGUACACACGAGGACUCACACUGGUGAGAAACCUUACAACUGCCAGAGUUGCGGGAAAAGAUUCACUUCCAGCACCGCACUUCUUUGUCACCUGAGGACUCACACAGAUGAAAAACCUUACAAAUGCCAUACAUGCGGCAAAGGGUUCUCACGAAGCGAUAAUCUCUGUGCGCACGUAAGAACUCACACAGGUGAGAAACCCUACGAAUGCCAGACUUGUGGCAAAGGGUUCAGUGACAGCUCCAAUCUCCGCACACACAUAAGGACUCACACCGGUGAGAAACCUUACAAAUGCCAUACAUGCGGCAAAGG